Messenger RNA from Closterium sp. Yama58-4, 1095 nucleotides. The record is from the annotation of a GenBank genome assembly. NCBI's taxonomy places the organism in Eukaryota, Viridiplantae, Streptophyta, Zygnematophyceae, Desmidiales, Closteriaceae.
AUGAAAGCUCCGGACACUGCUGCUCGCCCUCUCAUGCUUCCUUCCCGAGCCCCUGGAUCCUCUCCCGCCUCGCCUCCUGCCUCACCUCCCACCUCGCUUCCCGCCUCUCCUCCCACCUCGCCUUGUGCCUCUUCCUCCGCCUCCUCGCCGCCCUUCUCCCUCCCUGCUUUUAGGGAUCGCCUUAGUGGGACGGGUGGAGACGAAGGGGUGAUGAUGGCAGCAGCAGAUGACUCGGUGUUUUCAGAUCGUUAUUCGUGUUCCGAAAUAAGGAGCCUGGAGGAGGUUCUUACCGACCUGGCCACGUCAGCUAGAAUGCCUCCUCUAGUGACACGCAAGCAACCAGCAUCUGACGUGGCACCACAGGGUUUGCACGCAGAAGAAGCCUCUGCUGACGCAAACGGUGUCAGCACAAACAGCAACACAGCAGGCAGCAGUACAGGCAGCAGCAACGCAGGAACUAAUGGAAGGGCGGAUGAAAGGGACGAGACAGAGGAGGCGCGAGUGGUAGCAGAGGAAGGGGAGUCGGGGCGUGGCGUGGUGAUCGUGACGGUUUUAUCAGAGGCGUGGAUUCCAAUGUUGAAGAUCCUGGAGUUCUGCUGCUCGCUGCGCCUGCACUGCUUCCUCGACACACAGGAGGAUGCUCCGAAGAGUGAGAGGGACGACUUCAGCGGUGGGCAGAAGAAAUUCAUGACCCCCUCCUAUCUGCACCUGAACCCUCUUCCUCACCUGCUCCCCGUCUCAUCCGACUUGCUCAUAGCGUGCGAUCGCUGGUCAGCAGACCCCAAGGCAGCAGCAGCCAAUGGGGGUUUCUAUAUGGCUCGCAGCAACGACCGUGUGUUGCGGUUCUUUGACUACUGGAUCAGUGCACACACCCGCUUCCCCGGGAUUCACGACCAGGAUGCAUUUAUGCGAGUGCGACCUGAAGCAGACCCGUACACCCGGGAUACUCUCCGUCUUGCUGUCCACUACCUGCCGACGGACCGCUUUGGCGGUUUCUGCCAGAUCGGGCGGCAGCUGGGGUGGCUGGUCACUGUUCAUGCCAACUGCUGUAUUGGACUGGAGGAAAAGAUGCGAGCGCUGCAGCGGGUGGGUUAA